UGACAUAGUAAGCUGGUCAACUGAUAACUGAUGCCGUGGAUAAUGUUUACGCAACGUCGUGCCAUGCAAGGGCGUACACAGUAAAAAAUGGAGUGUCAUUAUUGCAGAGUAAACCUAUUUUCCUCUGGAUAGAGUAAUUAUAACAAUGUACAGAGUAAAAUCGUCUAAAUAGUAGUGUCAAAAGUGAGAGUUGAGUCCAACAUGCACACAAUGACCAAAUCUACUCUACAUGGUGAUGAUUCCCCGCGGAAAAUCCUAGAACUGAACUGGAGCUCAAGCUGGCAGUGGCACGUUGGAAAUCGUCUCUUUCCCCACUAGCAGACCUGUCGUGAAAAUGCUGCUGCGUGUCUCGUUUGGCGGAGUGCAUAAGUACAUCAAGCUGCCUGAACUAACAUUCGGUGAUUUCUUGAGAGAAGUGAGUCUAAAAUUUAACAUUGCUGAAGACAGACGGUUGGACAUCAAGGUUUAUGACCAGUCUAACACAGAGGUCGACUCUGAGGUUUUUGAGGAGAUCGUACAAGAGUUCCAUGGACCUUUCCUAAUUUCAUUGGCCAAUGAAGCACCUGGUAAUUGCUGCCUACCUGCAUAAGACUACACACACAUCGUUGAAGUGGAAGUGUUGAACUAUGUAAUUGUGUUCUUAUUUCCCAAUGCUCAGAUAGAACAAGAUUUUAGAGUGAUGUUUGGUGAGCAGACUGCCAACAAGUUCCUGGAGAGGUGGCCUACCACUUUCAAAGCAGGAGUCAUUAAGGAAAGCCAUGGACUGGUCCCCUCCACAGACCUUCUUGAUUUAAUGCGCAACGCUGAGACAUCUACUGAAGUUGAAAAAGGCUGGGACAGUGACAUGUCUGCCAUCAUACUGCUGCUACAUCUGCUACCACCAUCUGCACAAGGACGAAAGAGGCCAGGGAAGAUAUCAGCAUCUAAUGCAGUUGAUCACCUCAUCAAAUUCCAAAAGACGGGAACAAGCGUGCAGCAGCAUCUUGACAACAUCGCUCAAAGCAGUCAGCCCUACCUCCUUGCUCAGGGACCCACAAAAAGCAGCAUUCACUCUUUCUUCAUUGCCAUCGACAAGCAUGCACUUCCAUGCCAAGCCACCAGCUCGGUUGGAGCCCUGGAUGAGCUCUUCAAGGCCCACUAUGUGUUUGGUACAUCUUAUAGUCCUGUCUUGAACAACUUGUUCACUUUUCUGCAAACUACCAUUUACAACAUUGACGUGGGGAAAACUAAGGAAACGCCAAGAAUUGCAGAGUUGCGAGCGAGAAUGAUGCGUUAGGCACUCUUGAAAUUAAACAAUGAGGUGCUUUCUUUGCAGCAAUGUCUUUGGUGACGCAAACAAUCUAGUAAAGCACCUCAAAGUAAUACAUGGACUCUGUACGGGAAGGACUCUUUAUUUUCAAUGUGGCCAAGUGGGAUGCUCACGUUUUUUCAAUAGUUUUUCUGGUCUUAGGAAGCAUCUGAAUAAGUGUCAUGUGAAUAGUGCAUGUGAUGUUAUUGUUGAAACUGAACCACCACAUUGUCAAACUGUUCUUGAUAGUACUAAUGCAAAUCCCGCAGAAGAGACAUAUGAGGCUGAGGUUGAGUCAGAGCCAGCAUUAUCGUCAGAACACCUUGUAAAUAGUUGUGCCUCUGUCAUUUCAGAUCUAAAGGCAGCAGGUGUAGCCCAGUCUGUUGUUAAUUCUUUUGUGACCUCUAUGGAGGAUAUUGUGCAGGAAAUUCAUGAGCAUGCAAAAGAGUCAGUCAUCCAGGGUGUAUUUCGUGAUCAAAGAGACACUGAAACAUGCAAGAAUGUGGAGGGAUGUUUUAACCAAUUAGAGAAUCCAUUCACAGCUCUAAAUUCAGAUUACAAAUUCAGAUCAAAAUUUAUUACCAGUAACUGGGAAACUGUGGAGCCAGUGGAGCUUGUAAUUGGCUCAAGAUAAGGCCUUUUGACAUAAAAAUGUCAUGUGGAGAGAAUGACACCACUAUGUAUGUUGUCCCAUAUUGUUAUCUCUGAGGAGUUAUCAGGAAAUAAAUGGUGCUACAGUA
This is a messenger RNA of Alosa sapidissima (American shad), 2028 nucleotides long. RefSeq lists its product as uncharacterized. The transcript is spliced from 6 exons. The record is from RefSeq and is a predicted model, not a curated record. Lineage: Eukaryota; Metazoa; Chordata; Actinopteri; Clupeiformes; Clupeidae. Bases 680 to 1276 code for a protein of 198 amino acids.